Aureococcus anophagefferens is the source of this 903-nucleotide messenger RNA. RefSeq lists its product as hypothetical. Bases 1 to 903 code for a protein of 300 amino acids. Gene Ontology annotation, cellular component: Golgi membrane. NCBI's taxonomy places the organism in Eukaryota, Pelagophyceae, Pelagomonadales, Pelagomonadaceae. The record is from RefSeq and is a predicted model, not a curated record. Gene Ontology annotation, molecular function: pyrimidine nucleotide-sugar transmembrane transporter activity. Gene Ontology annotation, biological process: pyrimidine nucleotide-sugar transmembrane transport. The transcript has a single exon.
AUGCGCAGCGCCGUCUCCGGCGGCGCCAAGUUCCUCUACAGCGCCGCCGUCAUCGGCACGGAGGGCACGAAGUGCGCGUGCUCCGUCGCGUACGUCCUCGCGACGGGCGGGUCGCCGACGUCCAUCUACCGCUACCUCAAGGCGGAGUGGCGCAAGUUCGCGCUGCUCGCCGUGCCCGCGGGCAUCUACAACUUCCAGCAGACGCUGGAGUACAUCGCCCUGUCGAACCUCAACGCCGCGCUCUUCUCGGUCUUGGUCCAGACGAAGCUCCUGACGACGGCGAUCUUCUCCGCGGCGCUCAUGGGCAAGAAGCUGCGCAAGGCCCAGGUCAUCUCGCUGCUGCUGCUGACGACGGGCGUCAUGCUCGCGCAGCUCACGAAGGACCGGGGCGGCGAGAAGGAGGGCGAGAACCAGCUCACGGGCGUGCUCGCGACGCUCGGCAUCGCGCUGAGCAGCGGCUUCGCGGCGGUCUACACGGAGAAGGUCAUCAAGGCCCAGCGGCCGGCGCCCGAGGCCAACGGCGCGACGUCGCCCCGCGAGACGGGCCUCGCCUACACGCAGAUCCAGCUCGCGAUGACGUCCCUCGUCAUCGAGGGCGCGUGGGCCGCGAUGACCGACUCCGCGAACAUCCUCGAGCACGGCCUCUGGUACGGCUUCGACUACAAGGCCAUGAUCUCCGUGGGCAACUCCGCCAUGGGCGGCCUCACGGUCGCCGCGGUCCUCAAGUUCGCGGACGCGGUCCUCAAGGGCUACGCGACGGCCAUCUCCGUGCUCCUCACGGGCGUCAUGUCCAUGCUCCUCUUCGGCACGUCCCUCAACGCCGAGUACGUCCUCGGCAUGGUCAACGUCCUCGCCGCCGUCAUCCUCUACAACGCCAAGAACCUCGACGCCAACGCGUGGUAG